Messenger RNA from Aspergillus steynii IBT 23096, 1076 nucleotides. RefSeq names its product general transcription factor IIH subunit TFB6 family. Gene Ontology annotation, cellular component: transcription factor TFIIH holo complex. The coding region runs from base 69 to 911 and encodes 280 amino acids. Lineage: Eukaryota; Fungi; Ascomycota; Eurotiomycetes; Eurotiales; Aspergillaceae. The record is from RefSeq and is a predicted model, not a curated record. The transcript has 2 exons.
GUUCUGGACAGAAUCUAUAACAUUAGACUGCCGUGAAACGGACUGGAGAUACAGCCGUCCAUCACACAAUGGCCUCCACUUCCGAUAUCCCCAGCACCGCCGGGGGAUUCAUGCAGCCGAGUCUUCCAUCUCCCGCGCCAUCAUCAUCCACCGCCACCCCGUCCAUUCUUCCCAAGCAAAGAUCGCAUCCGCUGCGCCCGGGGUCCACGAAGGAAACGACCGUCAUCAACCACGUCGACCGCGUCGUCUUGACCAUCAACCGCCGCCAUGCCAAGAAGUUCAGCAGCGCCUACGAGGAUCCGUCGCAGCCGGCCUCCCAGACCGAGCGAGGCUACGAGAGCUUCCAGGAAGUGGCCAAAGACAUCGAGGGACUCGUCGAUGUGCUUUGGGUUAGUGGGACUCCAUCCCUCCAAAUACCCUAUCUCAUCUCACUCGCCGUCCUGGUAAACACCUAUCUCCCGGACUACCCAUUCUCUCCGAAGCCGACCUUCCGGCUGCUCAGGAAGCUGGACUCGGUGUUCGCGUCGCUGCUCACCGGCGAGGACGCCGACUCGGGCGCCCCGCUGGCGGGCUUCGAGACGCGCCGCAACGUCGUCUCCAUGACCGAGAAGGUGCGCAUCAAGAGCAUUGCCGAGACGUGUCGCGUCACGGUGGUCGAGGCCCGCGAGACGGCCGACGGGCCCGCGGACAGCGACGACAGCGACGACGACGAGGAGAUGGAGGAUGUCUACGGGACCGGGACGAGCGAGUAUGCCGACGUCGACGCCCCCGGCCGCUGGGAAAUGGAGACGGCGCGCGUCUACGAGAAAACCAUCCAGUUGCUGGGCGAUGAGCUGGGAAGGGCGGGCGAGUUCUGUGAUGAGAAUAUGGCGGCGGGCGAGGACGUCGAUGCUGCGACUUGUCAGCUAUGAUGUGUCUUCUUGUCCGCUUUUCUACUUGUUUGUUGGUGUUGUUUUUUAGGGUGAUCUGGACUGGACUGCACAUGUAUAUAGUACGGUUUCUGGAGUCAUAUUCGGACUUUAUGCCAGCUUUCAUUAAUGACUAAUCGAUUCAUAAGUUGGAGGUUUGAAACACGG